Molecule: messenger RNA, 1173 nt
Organism: Symbiodinium pilosum
Lineage: Eukaryota; Dinophyceae; Suessiales; Symbiodiniaceae
Source: the annotation of a GenBank genome assembly
AUGGGAGAGGUUCAGCAGGCGCAGCUGGCUGCCAAUAUCUUGGUGGCCAAGCUGCAGAAGGGAGAGGAUGCGAUUGACGAAGCCCGAAACUUUGUCAAGUAUGGAAGCAGCAUUCCAGAUGGUUUGGUUAUCGCAUCCUUUGGAAUGAGGGCGCGUGGAAUCAAGUCCCAGCCAGACGUUCUCCAGCUACUCCUCGAACGUAAGGGGAGUGCAAAUGCCGUGGACCCCAUGACAGAAGGACCUGCCAUCCACAGUGCCUGCUGGCAUGGAUCCGUUGAUGUCGUGAAGGUUCUCUUAGAAUUCAAGGCGGAUCUGGAGGCCAAGGAGCCCAAGAUGGACACACCGCCGCUGAACACCGCCAUUGCUGCGGGAAAUGCCCCGGUGUGCCUGGAGCUGCUGAAGCGAAACGCCAACGUGCAGUGGAAACACCACGAUGGAGCAACUGCGCUGCAUGUUGCAACAGCAUGGAUCGCGAGCGCUCACAACUCAGAUCUGCGCAUGCCUCCAACUGGUGAGGAGCCAAGGCAGGUGAUUGCUUUGAUGCUCCACAAUGGCGUGGACCCAACGCAGACCGAGGGCAUGUCGAAGGGCACACAGCGCUCUGAAGGCAUGACGCCGCUAGAGGCCUUUCGAAGAGAAGUUGCGAGGUCUCCUUGGCGAACGAAUGAGCACUUCGGUCGAAAGUUCGAUGAAACAGCAAAGAGCAUCCAUCUCCUCCUGGAGCAGGCAGAAGAAGCCGUCAAACUGAAGCAGACUGGUAACCGGGCACUGAAAGAGAAGCGCUAUGAUGAUGCUCUCAAGGCCUGGAGAAAUGCCCGUGAGAUCUGGAAAAAGGCGGAUGUCAGUGGCCACCAUGUUGCUGUUUUGUGGAGCAACGAGGCCAUUUGUUUGCGUGGGAUGGAAGACAUGGAGGGAGCCGUCAAGGCUUCUUCAGAAGGUCUAAAGCUUUACACGACGCAGGAGAUCCGAAAAAAGCUUGAGUUCAACUUGGAGGAAGCCAAGAAGGGCCCAAAGGAGAAAUCACCAGAAGAAGAGAAGAAGCGAGAGGAGCUGGUGCAGCAGCACAAGGAGAAGAAGGUAGAGCAGAAGAAGCAAUGGAAGGAGAUGACCGAGAAAGCAGUUGUUUCAGAAGGAGGCAUCUACGGAGAAGAUGGAAGUGCUCAGAAAGAUUAU